AAACACCCCCUCCUCAUCGUGUAGAAAAAAUGGCGGACAAGCGCUAAAUCCACAUCAGAAACAAACACACACGUUACAAAGCAAGACGGAAAACAAGGAGCGGGCCGCUUUAACUUGGACGCCACCCCCCUUGGCGGAGGAAAAAGGCGCACUUCCAUUGAAAAGGAAAUCACCCGGAGAGGAGAAACGCUGCUAAACGGUUAUGAAGUUUUAAGUCUUAAGAGUGGAGGCCACUGUUGUGUUGUGAGCUUGGUCAGUAUUGCUGGAGCAUGAGGAAACCUGUGCCACAGAAAGCUAUAGAGUGGAAAGAUGCCAGAAGGAUCAAGCAUGCCCGGAGUGGACGGCCCUCCCGGGUGCCUUCACAGUACCAAGGGCAUUUCAGUUGGGAGAAAUACCUGAAAGAGACGGGCGCCAUCGCUGCGCCCUCGUCUUGUUUCAGACAGAGCCUCACACCUCCUCUUAACGAGUUCAAGGCAGGGAUGAAGCUGGAAGCCCAGGAUCCGCGAAACACCACGUCCACCUGCAUCGCCACAGUGGUGGGUCUGACGGGCUCACGGCUGCGGCUGCGCUUGGACGGCUCCGACAACAAGAACGACUUCUGGCGCCUGGUGGACUCCUCAGAGAUCCAGCCAAUUGGCAACUGCGAGAAGAACGGGGGCAUGCUGCAGCCGCCACUUGGUUUCCGUCUCAAUGCGUCCUCCUGGCCCAUGUUCCUUCUGAAAACACUAAAUGGAGCUGAGAUGGCACCCUCUCGCAUCUUUCACAAGCAGGAGCCUCCCGCCCCAGAGCAGAACUCCUUCCAGGUUGGCAUGAAGCUGGAGGCGGUGGACCGUAAAAAUCCCCACUUUAUCUGCCCGGCCACAGUGGGUGCACUGCGCGGCGUCGAGGUGCUGGUCACCUUUGAUGGCUGGCGGGGGGCCUUUGACUACUACUGCCGGUAUGACUCGCGUGACAUCUUCCCUGUUGGCUGGUGCACCCUCACUGGAGACAACCUUCAGCCGCCUGGCACCAAAGGUCUGGACCUUAACAUCGUGUUGCCGAAGAGCCUUGGGGCACUGACAGACGGGAGUGUGGAGAGCCCAGCCAUGCACCCCACCCCCAUGGUGGGCAGACCUCCAGGUCAAAGAGGACGCAAGCCAGGCCGUAGGAAAACCAAGGUGACGGGGCCCUGGAGUCAGAAGGGCUCAGCGCUGGGACCACAGAGCAUGCAGUCAGGCAAAGGCCUUGAGCCCAUCAAGGUCCCCAAGAAACGAGGGCCCAAGCCUGGCAGUAAGCUGGGCUGGGCAAAGAGAGCCGGCUGGCUGGAAGAUGCCAUGGCUGGGCCAGGGCGGCCGGUGACAGGGCCAGGGCGAACCAGGGGCAGGCUGCCUGCCAACUGGACACAGAGGAUAGCUCUGCAGCAGGCCCAGACUCAGGCAGAACCCAUCAAGAUCCCAAAGAAAAGAGGGCCCAAGCCGGGCAGCAAGAGAAAACCACGCGUGGUACCUAAUCCAGUCCCCACGUCUCCCACCAGCAGCACCCCAGAGCCCGACACCAGCACUGUGCCUCUGGACAACGCCACCAUCCCCAACUCUGCACUACAGGCCCCCACAGUUUGUGUUUACCUAAACAAGUACGGCAAGGUGGGGCCCCAUUUGGACCAACGGCGUAUCCAGCAGCUCCCGGACCACUUUGGGCCAGGCCGGGCCUCUUCGGUGCUUCAGCAGUGCGUUCAGGCUUGCGUGGACUCUGCCCACAACCAGGGCACAGUCUUCUCCUGCCUCAAGUCUGGACAAGGAGGCGAAGUCAUUUCAGCCUACUUUGACCAGCAGCAGCACACCCUGACCCUGCCCACAGUCAGCAGUGUCACCUACGUCCUCCGCUUCCUGGAAAAACUCUGCCACAACCUUCACUGCGACCCGCUGUUUGGCAGCCAGCCUGUAGCCAGAGGAGGCCUGCACUACGACAGUCACACAUACACUGCAGAGAGGAGAGGUUUUGGAGACGGCCUGACGACGGGCCCAGGUCGAGGCACCAAGCGGUUCCUACAGGACUACAACAGUCCCCUGCCUCAGAAACUGGCCAAAAUCCCCCGGCACUCCACUGACGGUGAGUCCUUCAUGGAGAACAGUGCUGCCGUAUCAGAGCACUUAAAGAAGAGCCCUCUCUCUCCAAACUCUACGGUACAAACUGCCAGCCUGAGGUCUCCCUCCAAGCUGCUGCACCACAACAACUCUACAGGCUCGGGCAGUUUCCGGGAGAGCCCGAGACCCAGCGGUCAGGACCCCAACCUGUGGACAGUGGAGGACGUCAUGCAGUAUAUCAGAGAUAUCGACCCGGUGCUGGCCCCACAUGCUGACCUUUUCAGAAAGCAUGAGAUUGACGGCAAGGCCCUCCUGUUGUUGCGUAGCGACAUGAUGAUGAAAUACAUGGGCUUGAAGCUCGGGCCCGCCCUCAAACUCACCUUCCACAUCGACAAGCUCAAACGGGCUUGAGGAGGUCAGCCGGCCAGUCGUAGCCUUCCAAAGGACUAAACUCCAACCCCAUCUCCCUGUUCUAGCAUCGGUAUACCAUGCACUGCAUAUUGGACAUAUUCUGACCAUUUACAUGUAGCAGCUUCCAUCAGACCACCAUAUCUGGUAUUAUAUACCCCUAUCAUGACCUCAUCCAAUGAGGAGUGUUUAUUUUGUGUAGCACAAUCCAGCCCUAAGGCAGCAUGGGAUAUGUAGGAUUACCCACUUGUCCAUCAUCUGUUUUGCAUUUCAGUAUAACUUGAAGAGUCAUAUGUGGCCAUUAUAACUGUAAAAGGCUUUUCUGGCCUGCUUUUGUUAUGUUACAUUUAUUCUGUACAUUUCAUAUUUUGUACUUCACGGAUAUAUGGACUUGUAUUUUUGCCUUUUUCAACGGUUUGUGUGCUAAAAGAAAGAAAACCCUAAAGGAAGAAAAGAAGACACUACAUUCGUCCCAAUAGUUGGGAAUGCUUCUGAUUACCGUCUCUGUUUGAGGCACAAUUUUGCAACUGCGACAAUAUUAAUUACGGGGAGAAAAACACGUUUUCUGAAAUGAAAAAAAAAAACACAAAACACUUAAUUCUAAAAAAUACUGCCAUGAGGAAAUGUGUUUCUUUUCUCUUAUUCUGGAUGUUGUUUACAAUGCCUUGUCUUGUCUUUGUUAUUUGUACUUUUUUAAUUUUUUAUACUAUAUUAUUAGAGUUCCUACAUGGAGAGCCCUAUCAUACUUAACAUUGUUCAAUAAAUAUAUAAUAAUUCA
This is a messenger RNA of Chelmon rostratus (copperband butterflyfish), 3249 nucleotides long. RefSeq names its product polycomb protein SCMH1. NCBI's taxonomy places the organism in Eukaryota, Metazoa, Chordata, Actinopteri, Chaetodontiformes, Chaetodontidae. Gene Ontology annotation, molecular function: protein binding. The transcript has 17 exons. The record is from RefSeq and is a predicted model, not a curated record. Gene Ontology annotation, cellular component: nucleus. Gene Ontology annotation, biological process: regulation of DNA-templated transcription. Bases 270 to 2474 code for a protein of 734 amino acids.